CAAUGGCUAACUACGCCGUCACUGUCGUUAUUAUCAUCGGGAUUAUUUGUGGACAAGCAUUGAGCGUAAUCGAGAAUGCUGAUAGAAAUCUUUUAGGAUCUUUAGGAAACCUUCCCUAUGGUAAGGGAUUGGAUAGUGAAUUGCAACUGGCCAGAUUGAUGUUGGUAACUCCACGAUUUUGUCAUCCUAAACGCAAUUCCGAGCUUAUAAACUCGUUGUUGAGUCUACCGAAAAAUAUGCACAAUGCCGGGAAAUGAAAAUAAUCUGGCUCUAAAAAAUAACGCGCAAAGCUUAUUCGUCGUAAAAUUUAUAAAAUUAAAGCACAGAAGUUAAAAAAAUAUCCUUAAAGUUUUCAAUAAUCUGAAUAUAUACAUGUGAAAAAAUACAUGCCGAAAUAUGUAUAAAAUAUGAAUCAGUAUUAAUAAACCUA
This is a messenger RNA of Cataglyphis hispanica, 430 nucleotides long. RefSeq names its product pigment-dispersing hormone peptides (gene Pdf). Gene Ontology annotation, biological process: response to light stimulus. Gene Ontology annotation, molecular function: hormone activity. Lineage: Eukaryota; Metazoa; Arthropoda; Insecta; Hymenoptera; Formicidae. The transcript is spliced from 2 exons. The coding region runs from base 3 to 257 and encodes 84 amino acids. The record is from RefSeq and is a predicted model, not a curated record. Gene Ontology annotation, cellular component: extracellular region.